AUGUUUCGUAGCGCAAGGCUUUCAUUACAAAAAAAAAAAGGUAGCUUGAAUAAAUCUCUAAACAAAAAUGGUCUACAAGGAGGCGGAAGUUUAAAGCGUAGUAUAACUACAAGAAAAGUACAAAGGGAUGUUGCUGAAUUUGUAACCUUGGAAGAGGUUCAUUUAAUAGUAAAAAGGUGCGCUGAUGAGAUAAGAGCAAGAGGUUUACAUGAGGUGGAUAUUUUCAAACCUGUUCGCAUAGGCGAUAAUAUAGAUGACAUCAGGCACCUUAUUAGUUGUAUGUUACAAGAAGACCGAACCCAGUUUGAAGAUGAGGUCAAAGAACAAAAUAUUCAUAACGUCGUAUCAGCAAUGAAGUGGGCCUUAAGGCAUAGUUCUACAGCUCUUGUUCCUUAUCAAUACUACGAAGAAUUCGUUAGAUAUGAACAAGAAUGGGAUUAUGAUCCAAGUAAAGGCUCCUUCAGGCAAUUCCUUUGUUAUCUUCCUAAACAGAAUCAAGAAAUUCUUACCGAAUUAUUUGAGGUCUGCUCUCAAGUAACUGCUGAAUCUCACAUUAAUAAAAUGUCUGUACAAAGAUUAGUAAAGUCUUUAGCUCUUUGCAUAUUGAGUGAUCAAGAUAAAUCUUUACAAAAUUUUGAUUCUGCUUAUUCUGAAUGGAAAAAAUGUUCAAGUGCUUGUCUUCACCUUUUUCUUGCUUACUUACGAGAAUUAGAUUACUCGUCUCCUGAACCUUUAAAUCCACGUUUAACUAUAUUGUUAGAUAAUUAUGUGGAAUAUCGUAAAAUGUCUGUCACCUCUGCUUAUUUUGAACAUCCUUUACCUGACACUACUGUUAAUGAAUUUCCUAGUGCUAGAUCUCGAAAACAAUCUAUUGUAACUUUUGCUCAAACAACUGAAAUUACAACUUCAAAAGAAAGAAGAAUAACUAUUGUUGAAACCUCUGAAUCUCGUCCUGUUAGUAUGUUAAGAGUUACUAGACAACGUCCUUCCUCUGAAAUAACUUCCGAAACUAGAACCUUUAAAAGUCGUACUAUUGUCAGUUCUAUGAUGACAAUUGAUGAAAAACAAAAUGUUGAAAAAAUGUGGGAUCAAUUUCAAACUAAUGGAAUAGGUGCUUUAUCUGAUGAUUUCUUAAAAUUAUACUUUUCUCUCGAAGAAAAAGCUCGAGCUCCAAUAAAUUCCACUUAUGAUUUAAUGCUCACCGAAUUUUCUAGAAAAGGUUUCAAGAGUUUUUACUUGGAUUUACCCAAAAUUGUUAUUGACAACCCUAUCGAUCAAACAUUCGAUCCAACAUUAUUAGAUCAUCCAAUUUUAUUAGAUCAAAAAUCACGUCCAAGAUUAUUAGAUCAAAAACCACAUCAAACAUUAUUAGAUCAAACUUUAGAUCAAUCAUUAUUAGAUCAAGAAUCAGAUCCAACAUUAUUAAAUCCAAAUUCAAAUCAAGAAACAAUUCUUCAAGAUGGUGAUGCAACCAUUGAUGGAAUAAAAAAGAGAAAUGAUUCUGGAAUUUCUGUUAGAGACUCUAUAGUUUGGGAUAAUUUUUCAGAGAGUGGAUUCAAAGAAUCUAGUGAAGAUUUAACAGCUGUUAAACCUCCAUCAAUAAAAGAAUCUAUAUCUGAUAUGAGUAAAAAGGAUUCAUUGAUAACUUUCGAUAAUGAUAAAGAAAUGUCACGAAAAUCUUCAACAAGUUCUGUGAUUUCAGGAAGAAAAUCUUUUAGAGAAAGUAUAAAAAGCAGAAAAAAAUUAGUCAAAUUUCGUUCUUUCAGAAAAUCAAAUAGGACUCUUUCUAUUGAUUCACGUUUUUGUGAAUCAGAGAAUAGUUUUUCUGAAACAGUUUCUGAAAAUGAUAAAGAGGAUUGGAAUGAUUGGGAUAUUAUUAGCAAUGAAGAUCUACCUAUAACUACUCAUCUAGCAAUUGAAACUGUUGAUGAAAUCUUUCCUUACGUUUGGAUGGAAACUACGGCAAGUGAUCAAGGUGAUCGAUGGGGUGAUUGGGUGUUCAUUGAACCAAGAAAAGGUUUAGUACAUGAAUGUGAGUGGGUCAUGAUUGAAGAAAAAGCACAAGUAUUCACUGAACAACAAGUUACAAGAACACCUAGGAGAAGAAAGAUGAGCGCUAUAAGUACAUUUACUAUUCCAUGGAUUAGAGGAAAAGGGAAAUCAAGACCUGCAAGCAAAAUUAGUGGAAUAAGCGGAGUCAGUGGAAUCAGUGGUGCAUCAACUGUAUUACCACCUCCUCCGGUCUCUUUGCAAGAAUUUAAUCGAGCCAGAACUGAUGAUAAUAUACUUCCAAAUUACAAGUUUGGAAGACAAAAAAGUGCUACUAGAAUAACGAAAACUAAUAAUAAUGAACCAAUCGUAUGGAAAAAUACGACGCAAACUUCUCAAACUUCUCAUACUUCUCAUACUAUACAGACUGUAGACAAAGGAUUUGGUACAUUGUCGUACAGAGAAUAUAACCAAUAUGAGACAGCAACUCAGUAUACUCAAGGAUACUUUAAUGAUGAACAAUAUAAUGAUAAUUCAGAAGAAGCCUUUGAACAACCUCAAUCGAAUUCAACGUAUCAGGAUAACCAAAAUGAAUAUCAAGAAGAUGCAUAUUUGGAAUACCCCUUACAACAAGAAUAUACUGAAGUAGAAAAUCAGGAUCCGAUUAUUUACAAUAAUAAUUAUACAGAUGAGAACACGAGAAGUUUCUACGGUCAACCAUCAAUAUUGCAGGUACUUUAUCCUACAAAAUUUGAUCAACCUAUUAGUGGACGAGUCACACAAAUCAACAUAUAA
This is a messenger RNA of Cetraspora pellucida, 2784 nucleotides long. NCBI's taxonomy places the organism in Eukaryota, Fungi, Glomeromycota, Glomeromycetes, Diversisporales, Gigasporaceae. The record is from the annotation of a GenBank genome assembly.